Molecule: messenger RNA, 2115 nt
Organism: Closterium sp. NIES-67
Lineage: Eukaryota; Viridiplantae; Streptophyta; Zygnematophyceae; Desmidiales; Closteriaceae
Source: the annotation of a GenBank genome assembly
ACAACCAACACCCCUUCCAUGUCUCGUCUCGCCUCAGGGCGAGCCGCUACUUAGAUCCCCGAGUCCUCCCCCAACCCCAUCGUCCGUCGCAUAAAAUCAUCGGCAUAGCUCCAAGCCGGCUGUCGGCCAUGUGUGUCGCAGCAGCGUCGCUCAGCGCUCACUUCUUAUCUCUCGCCGCGAGGCCGCGACAUUCCUUCAUCCGAUCGUUCAACCCGCUCCUCAACCCGCCUUUUGCCAGGCGUCGCGUCGCUGCACCCGCGAUCAGGUCCCCCUCCGUCGUGCGCGCCAUGGCAGAUUCGCUAAGGGCGGAUAGAGCGACCUCGCUAGAAGGCAGUGCGCGCGAUUCGACCCAAAUCCUGCCGUCCUGGGCGCAGAGAACGCUCUGUCCGGCCGGCGACGGUUGCGGCGACGGCGAGUGCGAACUGCUCCACGUGGACCCCACGUGGCGCGACGUGCUGGCGAGCCGACACGUGGCGCAAGGAGAGGGGAGGAGUAGCAGUAGUGCCAGACCGCGGCUGAUCGUGUGCGCGGGACCAGAGAGGUCGGGUGCGGCCGCCAGCAAUAGCGUCUCGGCAGAAAGCUCCACGUGGCUGUUCAACGCUGUCCGUCUGCUUCUCGCCCACUCUGGCCAGCUGGCGCUCUCCUAUUGGCUGCACACCGUCACUGAGAGCAAGCUAAGGGCCAGGGGACUCACCGCACUGGGCAGCAGCGGACAUGGGGGGGAGGGGGGAGGAGGGGGUGGGGAAGGGGGGGAUAGGGAGGGCGGCAGAAUGGUAGUGGGGGAUGGAGUAGCGGUGCAGAUGGGUGGAGAAGCGUGGGGAGGAGUGAACGUGGUGGUGAAGACGCACGAGUGGUCGGAGGAGUGGGAGGCUGGGGAGUGGACGAAGCAAGUGCUGGUGACUGAUCGCCAUCCCUGUGAUGUUGUUGACUCGUACCUCCGUGUCGGCUGGCUGCCCCACAGCAUGCCGCACAUCAAGGCGCAUCUGCAGUCGUACCUGUCCGACCACCGCCGCUGGAAGCAGCACGCGGCUCUCGUCAUCCCCUUCCCCGCCAUCGUGCCGCCUGGGAGCGACUCUGAGCUGCACUGCCUCUCUCGCCUCGCCACGCUCCUGGGGCUAAACGUACAAGGGUCGGCGGAAGGGCCGGCGAAAGGGUCAGCUGAAGGUUCGGCGAAAGGGUCGGCUGUUGAGGUGACUGAAUGUGGUGCUGGACGAGGGCGGGGUGGUGGGAGGGCAGUGGAUGUGCGUGCCGUGUCAAGAGCCCUUGCCCAGCUCCCACUUCCCACAGGGUGGGGCCCUGACCCGGUCACCAAGCUGUGGCCGCGUCACAUCCGCUCGUCCCCCCACCCCAGCAGGCGAGCAGCAGCAAGGGGGCUGACACGAGAGGAGCGGGAGGAGGUGCAGCAAGUUGUGUCAGUGUGGCUCACAGCACCUCCUAAGUAGACCCACCCGAGUGCCCAGCUGUGGCCAGGGAGCACCCUAGCAAGCUGGGGUCAGCAAGGGGGUUAACACGAGAGGAGCGAGAGGAGUGAGAGGAGCGAGAGGAGCGAGAGGAAAUGCAGCAGUUUCUGUGAGCGCUCACAGCACCUCAUAUGCAGCCUGAGGAUCAAAGCCAGGCUGUGGCCAGUGCACACCCUAGCAGGUGCGGGCCAGCAAAGGGGCGUGCAAAGCGGAGGUGCAGCAGUUGUGUGUAUGCUCUCAGCCUGCCACGAGCAUCUACACAGCAGCCUGAUGUCAAGUCGUGGCCAGUGCACACCCUAGGUAGCAGGUGCCGGCAAGGGGCCUUGCACAAGAAGAGCACGAGGAGUGCAGCAGUUUGUGUCAUGUCAACUGUGGAGUAGCCGUUGCUUGCUGACCAGCUUGAGGCGAUGCCAACUUUGAUCAACCCAGCCUAGCAACCAGGCCCUCAGAUUGGUUUUAGGGAGGCUGAUUGCUUAGGGUCGCCCAUGUGAGAGCCCAUGUUUUUCAGGGUCGGGUUUUGGGCGUGGCAUGUUUUUUCAGGCCAAUUGUUUUUUUUAGUCUGACUUAUCAGGCCUACAUUUUUGUAGUUUCUGAUUCUUAGGUCGGAUCGGACUUCACUGCAUACAAUUCUUCUCGUCAGAUUCCUGCCUGAUUU